Messenger RNA from Gracilinanus agilis (Agile Gracile Mouse Opossum), 1173 nucleotides. RefSeq names its product E3 ubiquitin-protein ligase TRIM7-like. The transcript has 7 exons. NCBI's taxonomy places the organism in Eukaryota, Metazoa, Chordata, Mammalia, Didelphimorphia, Didelphidae. The record is from RefSeq and is a predicted model, not a curated record. Gene Ontology annotation, molecular function: protein binding; zinc ion binding. The coding region runs from base 1 to 1173 and encodes 390 amino acids.
AUGGAUUCUCCAUCUAAGUUAUGUGCCAAGCACAGGGAGGCAUUGAAGCUUUUCUCUCAGGAGGAUCAGAGGCCUGUUUGCAUGGUGUGUCAUGCCAUCCGGGUCCAUGGCACUCAUCAUCCGUUGUCUGUUGAUGAGGCUGUUCAGGACUGCCUAGAUAAACUGUCAACUCAACUGGCAUUUCUGAAGACAGAGAAGGAAGAAGCCCUAGACACCAAGCGGAAUGGAGAACAAGAGAUCCAGGAUAUGCUGAAUCUAAUCAGUGAGGAGAUGGAAAAGGUGACAAACAACUUCAGCAAAAUGCAAAAGUUUCUGAAAGACCAGGAGAAAUCUUUGUUGGUCCAAAUGGAAGAGCUCAACAGGGAUAUUGCUGAAUGGAAGGAACGAUUCAGUAUCCAGUUUUCCAGAAAAGUGUCACACCUCAGCAACCUCAUGGUUGAACUGGAGGAGCAGCUCCAGCACCCAGUCCUGGAGCUUUCAGAGGACAGCGGAAACAUACUAUGCAGGGCUAAGAUGCCAAUGACCACAGACUCUGUUGCUGUGUUCCCAGAGCUGAGACACAGAGUCCAGCACCUCUCUGCAAAGAGCUGGAUCCUGCAGAAGAAUCUGAGGCAAUUCACAGAGUGUCUUCAAUCAGAAUUGGAGAAAAGAAAAGUGCAGCUGACUCUUAACCCAGACACAGCCAACUGUCAUCUGUUUAUCUCUCCUGACCAGAAGACCUUAUCCUUCAGAGAAACCCCGCAGAAGUUGCCCUACAGUGCUGAGAGAUUUGACUCCCAUUUUUGUGUGCUGGGCCAGAAAGCCUUCAGCACUGGGAAGCAUUGCUGGGAGGUGUGUGUGGGAGUGGGCUCAAUGGAAGGUUGGGCUGUUGGGGUUUUUAGGGCCUCUGGAAGAAGGAAGGGAGAAAUCAGUUUUUCCCCCUCAGGAGGGAUCUGGGCUAUACAGAUGCUGAAGGGAUAUUAUGAAGCUCUCACAACCCCAGAGACCCCAUUGACUCUGAGCUACCCCCUUGAGAGGCUGGAGGUCUCUCUGGAUUAUGAAGGGGGAAACCUAACCUUUUUAGAUGCACAAAGACACACUCUUAUCUUCAAUUUCUCAGUGGAUUUCCAUGAGGAGAUCUUCCCCUUCUUUUGGCUAUGGGGCCAAGGGGCCAAGCUUACUGUGAAUCCUUGA